GAGAGAGAGAGAGAGAGAGAGAGAGAGAGAGAUGGAGCUUGAACACUUCUGCCAUGACCAUCCAUUGAUCCUAAGGACAGACUACAUGGAAGAAGGUGUGAAAGUUCAUUGCUAUGGGUGUCAGCAACCAAUCUCAGGUCUAUCCUACGGUUGCACCAAAUGCAAGUUUUUCUUCCACAAAUCAUGUGCAGAACUACCCGGGGAAAUGACAUAUCAUCCUGCUCACCCUGAACACCCCCUUACUCUCCUUUCAAAGCCACCUUAUUCUUGCAUUUGUGAUGUUUGUAGAGAACAUUGCGACCGAUUUGUUUACAAUUGCUUUCAAUGCCAGUUCGAUGUCGACAUAAGGUGUGCUUCGGUGGUGUCCAAUAUUCAACAGAGGAUUGAGCUCAAAUGUCACCCACAUCAGUUGAUCCCCUUGGAAAAGUCAGCCAUGUUCUUUUGUGAUGCUUGCGGUGAAGAACACGGAGGCACCUCCUACUUAUGUACCACCUGUGGAUUCUGGGUCAGCCAGAAAUGUGCUAAUUCAUUACCUAGCACCAUUAAACUUGGGAUUGCGAAGUUGAGACUGAACAUAAGAUCACGCUUAAUUCGGGGAGAGCAACAUCAAAUAUUGAGCUAUCCAAGUUGAUAUUUGCCUGUUUGACUCUUAUUUUUUGUUUUGGGUUAGUGAUUUACUUUGAUCACAAACUAUUCAUUUUUUUUGGUUUCAGGGAUUGCGAUGCAGAGAUUGAAGUUGAAAAUCGGAUCACCUUGCCAGCCGAUGAGUCUGUUGAUCUGAGAACUCUAUUUGUCAAUCACAUCAAAGUAGUGGGGAAGUGUAAAGAAGCAACAGAUAUUAGACAUUUUAGUCAUGA
Messenger RNA from Camellia sinensis, 857 nucleotides. The record is from RefSeq and is a predicted model, not a curated record. NCBI's taxonomy places the organism in Eukaryota, Viridiplantae, Streptophyta, Magnoliopsida, Ericales, Theaceae.